CGGCCUCUCGCGCCAUCCGCUUCCCGGGACCCGCCGGCGCCCCCUGCACUGCCCGCCGGGCGCACCGGCCUCUGUCCACAUCGUUUUAGGGUUUCAGUGCCGCUCGGCUUAGGAGGGCUCCGUCACGUUAGGCAAAUGCAGGCUCUGGGCUCCGCGCGGCACGACCUCGCGGGGUCCGGGAGCGCCCCGAGCGCGGGGAGCGUGGCCCCUGCGGGCGGCGGGCCUGGCGGAGCGGGAACCCCCGCGGUGGCCGCUUUCCCGGCAUUUGGGACGAGGCCCGCCCGGCCCGCAUCCCCGGUACCCGGCACUGCAACCCCAGGAAGCGAGGGUUUGUGAUCCCGGCCCGCGGGGGCCCUGCGUGCUCGCCCCGAAGGUUCUAGAUCCCGCAUUUCAGCCCCGCCGGCCCGCAGAGGCGCGGCGCCUUUAAGGACCCGUCCCACCCAGUCAGGCGACCAAGCCGUCGCUUAGCAACGGGACGCCGCGCGACCCUGGUGGCGCGGGCCGCGGGGAGGCCGUGCCUUGCCUUUCCUUCUUCCCCGAGCAGCUCCCGCGGACGGACGGCGGGAUGUCCCAGGAGAACCCCGGAGAGUGCGGGGCGCCCGUGGAGUGCGCGGCGUCCGGAGAGUGCGGGGCGCCGGUGGCGGGCGCGGAGCCCGCGGAGCCCGAGGCCCAGGCCGCCCUGGAGAAAACCAGCGACUACUACCGCGUGGACAAGGACCUGCCGGCUCGGUUCAACCACCCCGCGUGCUUCCGGGGCUACAGGAGGACCAAGGAGCCCGCCUCCGUGUACAGGACCAGUAACCAGACCUACGGGAGCAGAGCGCCCACCGUGCACGAGAUGCCGAAAGCGUUCUACGCAUAUUCAAAUAGCUUCUCCAGAUGGCUGGCGGCCGCGGGAAUGUUCCGGAACACUUCUUUCAACGUCCACAUGGAGAAGAGCUCGGUGUCGGGCGCCGACAACUGCAUCACCUCCUACAACCGGCUGAACUUCCACCCCAGCUACAAUAUCCGCAGGCCCUCCAUCUGCAACGACUGAGGCCGGGCACCCCCCUCUCCCCCGCCCCCCGUAGCUGCGGGACAGGACGGCCCGAGCUCACUGCUGUCCCUCAAAACGUCUUUCCUCCGUGAGGCCCUUUCCCGUCCGGCAUUGGAGGUGGAGAGGGGGCCGCUGCCUUGCCUUUGCAUUAAAAUGUUGCCACAUCCUGAG
Messenger RNA from Myotis daubentonii (Daubenton's bat), 1207 nucleotides. It is a transcript of the gene PIERCE1, whose product is annotated as piercer of microtubule wall 1. Gene Ontology annotation, biological process: axoneme assembly. NCBI's taxonomy places the organism in Eukaryota, Metazoa, Chordata, Mammalia, Chiroptera, Vespertilionidae. The record is from RefSeq and is a predicted model, not a curated record. Gene Ontology annotation, cellular component: axonemal microtubule.